AUGUCACAACAAGUCAAUAACGCUAGCAUUAGGAGAAAGUUGGUAAUUGUGGGUGAUGGUGCAUGUGGUAAAACGUGUUUGUUGAUCGUUUUUGCCAAGGGCAAAUUCCCUCAAGUGUAUGUCCCAACCGUAUUCGAUAACUACGUCGCCGAUGUUGAAGUAGAUGGGCGCCGUGUGGAACUAGCGCUAUGGGAUACAGCUGGUCAAGAAGAUUACGACAGAUUGAGGCCUCUAUCUUAUCCAGACUCCAAUGUAGUAUUGAUCUGUUUCUCAAUCGAUUUGCCCGAUUCACUCGAGAAUGUGAUGGAAAAGUGGAUCUCUGAAGUGUUACACUUCUGUCAGGGUGUGCCUAUCAUCUUGGUUGGUUGUAAGGUUGAUCUCAGAAACGAUUCCCAGGUGAUUGAGAAUCUAAGAGCCAACGGCCAGGAGCCCGUGUCUCAAGCCGCCGCGCAAGAGGUUGCUGAGCAAAUUGGAGCUGUGGAGUACAUCGAAUGUUCUGCAAAGACUGGGUACGGUGUCAGAGAAGUUUUCGAGGCUGCUACAAGAGCCUCGCUAAUGGGUAAACAAGGAAAAACAAAGAAGUCCAAGAAAUCCUCCACCAAAAAGAAGAAGAAGUGUGUUGUGUUGUGA
Molecule: messenger RNA, 630 nt
Organism: Lachancea fermentati
Lineage: Eukaryota; Fungi; Ascomycota; Saccharomycetes; Saccharomycetales; Saccharomycetaceae
Source: the annotation of a GenBank genome assembly